Messenger RNA from Naegleria lovaniensis, 1632 nucleotides. RefSeq lists its product as uncharacterized. Gene Ontology annotation, cellular component: chaperonin-containing T-complex. Gene Ontology annotation, biological process: protein folding. The record is from RefSeq and is a predicted model, not a curated record. The transcript has a single exon. The coding region runs from base 1 to 1632 and encodes 543 amino acids. NCBI's taxonomy places the organism in Eukaryota, Heterolobosea, Eutetramitea, Acrasida, Naegleriidae. Gene Ontology annotation, molecular function: ATP-dependent protein folding chaperone; ATP hydrolysis activity; ATP binding.
AUGAAUGAGUCUCUUUCUCAUAGUAGCGCUCCCAUCAUUUUAGAUGCAUGCAAAAAACUAAAGCAAUUAUUACAUUCAAGUUUCGGACCCAUGUCCUUUCAUAAAUUAAUUGUAAAGUAUCAUCAACAUGUAAAUCCAGAAAUGAUAUAUACCAACGAUGGAGCCACAAUUGUACGAUCACUUCCGAUUGUAAAUCCCAUUGGAAAAAUUUUGUGUGAUUUAUCUAAAACUCAAGAGGAACUAGCAGGAGAUGGAACAACAGGAGUAAUUUUAUUAUGUUGUGAGCUUGUUUUGAGGAGCAUUGAAGAUUUACAUUUAAAACAGUUGUUGCCAUUGGAGGUUAUUUGCAAUUAUUUAUUCAUUUUAAAGAAUGUAUGGAUGAAUUCAUUUGAACGGAUGAGGUCAUUGGAAAGCGAAAAGAUUUCACGAUUAAUAUUUUCUGACAGGGAUUCUAUCUUUCGCAUGACACAAAAUGCACUACAAUCAAAAGACAUCAGAUAUAUGGCUAACCAUUUUUCCAACAUCCUAGUUGAUUGUUUUGCUCAAAAAAUACCAAAGCAAAGGAAAUUUCAUUGUAUAGCAGGAGGACAAUUGAAUGACAGCUUUGGUUUUCGAGGUCUAUUUUGCAAUGUCACACACUCGUCGUUUUCAUCAAGAUUUUAUCAUUCUCAAAAUCUUCAAGCAAGGUUUAAAAAGUGUAACAAAAUUUUAUUGCUUGGUCGAAAAAAUCAGAACGUUAACAACUUUGAAAGAUCGCUGUGGAAAUCUAUUUUUCAAACAGCAUCAACAUAUGACGGUGGCAUUAUCAUAUUUAUGGAAGGAGCAUUUCCAAAUUUCCACAUUUCAUACCACAAGGACUCUGCUGUGUUUAUAUUUGAUAACAUGACCCCCAAAAUUUUACAUCAAAUGAGCGUAUGCUUUGAUUUUCCAAUUCUGAAAAUGGGUUCUGUUUCUCAAAUUAGCAUUGAUGAUUUAUUUUCCAUUCCAGCGAAAACCAGAAGUGAGGAUUGUCCCACUAUUCAAUGCAUCGCAGGAAACAUGUUCGUUCGUAUUUCAAACACAUGCCAAGAUUUAUAUCAUUUUGUUUUGAGAGGCCCAUCAGACACCAUUGUUCAAGAAACCAAACGAUCACUCAAAGAUGCCUAUGAAAUUAUUAAGAAUCAUUUUGCGCUUGAAAAAUGCAAUGAUAUUCAAUCUCAGCAUUAUUUAUGUGGUGGUGGAUGUCAUAUUGAAUUUCAAUUAUGGGCAGAUAUAAUACGAGAGAAUUCGCAAACUCUUGUGCCUGCAAAUGUUUCAGAGGUGUUUGGAGAGUGUAUUCUGAGCCUUCCUCGUAUGAUACUUCAAUCGACAUCCUUAUCCACUCGAGAAAAUGAAAUACUAAGACUUAAAAGAGAAUAUUUGAAACAUGAUCAUCAGAAUACAGAUCAUAAGGAAGGAGCCUCUUGUUUUUACGGUAUUGAUUUACUGACCUCCAAUUGUAAUAGCGCCUGCUUUCACUCUAGCCAAAGUCUUAUUGUUGAGAACGUGCUUGAACGUUUCCUUCUUGAGGACUCGCGUGUCAAACAACAUCUCGUGGAAUUGGCAUGCGAAACAGCAAUCACCCUUCUAAGAAUCAGCUCUGUUGAAGUUUGA